AUGGUUGAAAUCAGAGAUUUACCUCAAGAUUUGUUUUAUCAAAUUUGCUCUUAUUUGCGGAUUAACGAUCUUGUGGCACUAUCUUCUGUAUGUGGACAGUUUUGCCACUGGUUAGGUCAGCAGUCGUAUUGGAAAUGGCGUUCACAAAGUCUUUGGAAUGGAACCUACCCUUGUUUGCCAGAAAAGGCCGUAGACUGGGCAUCGGCAAGCUUUGAACGAGAAAAGUGCUGUAUAAAUUUCGGGGAGAAUUCAACCGAUUGCAUCCGUCUAUCCAAGUUAAACGUGGUCAGCUACGGGAUUGAUGCUUUACAUAUUCCCCUUAAACAUCCACAUUUACUUAUAAUGGGUGAUAGAGGUCGAGUGGUAUCAAUAUUUUCAUUGAAGAAUGGGCUAUUUUCUAAUUCUUGGCUUCCUGUAUUUACUGAAUAUCAUAGUCAUUCUGGUUGGAUAUGGACCAUCAAUUCAAUGGAUGAUAAUGUCAUAACAGGUUCAUGGGAUGGUGCUUUAAGAGUAUGGAAGUUGACAAACUCAGGCUUGGCAUUCCAAUCAAUUUACCAAUUAGGCACUCCUGUACUGUGUUCAAGCUUUUUGGAUUCCAAUACUUUGGCAGUUGGUACACAUGAUCGAGAUGUCUAUCUACUAGAUAUACGUGCAUUUGAACAAAAUUCACCAAGUCGUAUGCGUCAUAAAAAAGCUGUUCUUUGCAUAGAUUCCGUAUAUGAAAAUGGUUUGCGUUCUGAAGUUUCAAGCAACUUUACUUCUACUAUAAGAAAGUGCAUUGGCGGUGGUGGUGUUAAGUAUAACCAGCUGUGUGCAGAAUAUGAUUUAAACUCAGAGUUAUCAUCUGUAACAGAAAGUGAAGAAACUUUUGAUAACUGUAUAAUUGAUCCAUUCGAAAUGGAACGUGUUGUUCUAGAUAGUGGUCAACCUAGUCCUGUUUCAUCUGUAAAGUGUAACUUAGGCGAAAUAAAUUGUGACAAACAAGAUAUACAAACUAAUUCGCUAUCUACUGACCCAAAUCAUUUACAAAACCAAUCAUUUUCAGACUUCCACAUUAUCACAGGCAGUAGUGAUCAAUACAUUGCUGGUUGGGAUGUGAGAAAUGUUUCUCAACCCGUUCACAAACAUAAGCUCACUCGUUAUCCACGAAAGCUAUCUCUUUUAGAUAAAUAUGAAUUAUGGGUUGCUGAACCACCGAAUCGGAUUCACGUGUUUGAUCUCCGCAACAAUCAGCUCAAUUGUGUAUAUACUAAUCACCUUUCUGGAUGGAAUCGUGGUUUCGGAGGUUUAAAAGCUACACUCGGGUGUAUAUUUGCUGCUGGUUUGCAUGGCUCUGUGGAAGCUUAUCAUCCGACCUAUCCAAUCCUUCCAUUGAGCAAGCAGCCUCUGGCUGAAAAGAUUAGUGCUCUUCCUACAAGUCUGGAAUAUCACAACGAUGUUUUGGUUGUUGGUUCUGGAAAUGGCUCAGUUUAUGUUUGGUCUUCUGUAGAUAGAAUCAGUUCACUAACCAUUUCAGACUAA
Messenger RNA from Schistosoma turkestanicum, 1521 nucleotides. NCBI's taxonomy places the organism in Eukaryota, Metazoa, Platyhelminthes, Trematoda, Strigeidida, Schistosomatidae. The record is from the annotation of a GenBank genome assembly.